This is a messenger RNA of Gymnodraco acuticeps, 1895 nucleotides long. RefSeq lists its product as uncharacterized. Gene Ontology annotation, biological process: response to bacterium. NCBI's taxonomy places the organism in Eukaryota, Metazoa, Chordata, Actinopteri, Perciformes, Bathydraconidae. The record is from RefSeq and is a predicted model, not a curated record.
AUUCAUUCAACAUAGUGUCUGAAGCACGAUGACACCUCCAAACGUUGCUUUGCAUGUCCUAUGUCUGCUCUUGGCAAAUGUUGCUUAUACGACAACUUGGAAAUCAUCAUUACAUUAUCAUUCACAUGUUGGGGAAAGUGUGACUUUGCCUUGUGCCUUCGAUGACUUUAAUGCUAAUACAGUGAUGUUUUACUGGUAUAGGCAAACUCUUGGACAGAAACCAGAGCUGGUGUCUACAUUCUAUCGGCAUAAUGAUAAAAAAGGCAGCUCUAAUGAUGGAUUAAACAAACCUUCACGUUUCUCACUGGAUAAAAAAGAAGGUACAAACAACUUGAAGAUAACACAUCUGCAAAUAUCAGACUCGGCUACAUACUUCUGUGUGGGGAGCGAUUUAUAUAGCUUUAAAUUCGGUGAUGGAAUUACUGUCAAUGUAAAAGGUUCUGGUUUGAACAUCCCAGUUUCGGUCCAUCAGUCAGCAUCUGAGAUCAUCCAGUCAGGAGACUCUGUGACUCUGAACUGUACAGUACACACUGGCAGCUGUGAUGGAGAACACAGUGUUUACUGGUUCAAAAACUCUGAGGACUCUCCAGGACUCCUUUACACCCAUGGAGGCAGGAAUGAUCAGUGUGAGAGGAAAUCCCACACACAAACACACACCUGUGAUUACAACCUGCCAAUGGAGAGCCUGAAUCUUUCUCAUGCUGGGACCUACUACUGUGCUGUUGCCUCAUGUGGACACGUACUGUUUGGAGACGGGACCACGCUGGACUUUGAGGGGGUUCGCCUCUUUACAGAUGAUGUUCUCUCUCUUGCCUUGGUGUAUUUCUUGAGUGGAGCUUUGGCUGGCACCAUCAUCCUGAUAGUUUUACUGGCUAUCUCAGUGUACAAGAUGAACCAAAGAAACUGCCAACAUUCAGAGUGCAAUGCCACAUUUUCAACAUCUUCUACUCUGCAUACAGAACAGUUCGGUCAAGACGCAGAGAACCUUCAUUAUGCUGCUUUAAGGCAACACAACGGCAACAGAUCAAGAAGAGAGGGGGAAAACACCCAGUCCGAAUGUGUGUACUCCAGUUACGUAAAUAUAGAGUGCCCAUGCAGUGAUAUGGUCAUACGCACAAUGGAAAGCUUCACCUUAAUAGCAGCUGUGCUUCUUUGCAGCCUCAGCUGGAUCUCUGCCUUGGUUAGUCAGACUGUGGAGGUCCAGCCCGGUGAAGAAGUCACUCUGCUCUGCCUCAACAUAUCCAUCAGUCCAACUCAGUCCGAUUGGUUCAGAGUGCUCAACGGAACCAAGCCAAGCUGUGUCUCCUCUAUCUACAGGGCUGGUGACGAAGCUUCAUACUGUGAUGGAUAUCAACAUGGAACAUUUGAAAUGAGUUCCAACUUGACCACUCUCUUUCUUAAAAUCAAGCAAGUGGAUAUAUCUGACUCUGGACUGUACUUCUGUGGAUUUUACAUAAAACCAUGUACAGUCAUUUCCAGUGCAAUCCAGCUAAAUGUUGAAGGUAACGGUGAAUCUGAUUAUAAUGAAUAUGAUUUCGAGACCAAAAAGGAGCCUGAUGAAAUGACAUACCUGAUGAGUUUAAUUCUGGGAUGCUUGGCUUUUUUGCUCACUAUAGUCGUCAUUGUUCUGGCUGUUAAAAUAAGGAAGCUUCAGAAAGAUGCAAAUGAAGAAUCUCAGCCCAAAAGACCCCAGAAUAUGUGCUCGGAUGAACUGAACUACGCGGCUCUGAGUUUCCAGGCGAAGCCAAAAAGGAGCCGCAGGCCUGCUUCUGAGCGAGAGCUUGAGCCAAAUGUAGUGUAUGCUGCCACCAGAUAGAAGAAGGAAACGGGUGGAAAUGCAGCUCAGAGUGAAAAAAAUGCUUUGUCAUGAAAAACUUCUCAUGUAGCUUCAUGUG